Lottia gigantea (owl limpet) is the source of this 2417-nucleotide messenger RNA. RefSeq lists its product as hypothetical. Lineage: Eukaryota; Metazoa; Mollusca; Gastropoda; Lottiidae. Gene Ontology annotation, biological process: glucose metabolic process. The record is from RefSeq and is a predicted model, not a curated record. Gene Ontology annotation, molecular function: NADP binding; NAD binding; oxidoreductase activity, acting on the aldehyde or oxo group of donors, NAD or NADP as acceptor. The transcript has 11 exons. Bases 114 to 1112 code for a protein of 332 amino acids.
GCCAAGUCUAAAUUUAGACGCAUGAUAGUCGCGCAUGCGUAAUCGUUCUUACAACUCUACCAUUUCAAUUGUAAGGUUUCAGGAACGCUAAGGAUUAAAAGAAAUUCCCAAAGAUGGCAAUCAAAAUCGGUAUCAAUGGAUUUGGCCGUAUUGGUCGAUUGGUAAUGAGAGCAGCUAUUGAGAAGGGUUUAGAAAUUGUCGCUGUUAAUGAUCCCUUCAUUGAUCUUGACUACAUGGUAUAUAUGUUUAAAUAUGACUCCACACACGGUCGAUUUAAAGGUGAAGUCAAAGCAGAAGGCGGCAAAUUGAUCAUCAAUGGUAAACCCACAAUCGUUCAUAUGCUCCGAGACCCUACAGAAAUCCCCUGGGGAGCAGCUGGAGCUGAAUAUGUAGUAGAAUCUACUGGUGUUUUCACUACCUUAGAAAAAGCUGGGGCUCAUUUCAAGGGAGGAGCCAAGAAAGUUGUGAUCUCAGCCCCAUCAAGUGAUGCCCCUAUGUUUGUAAUGGGCGUCAACGAAGACAAAUACGAGAAGAGCAUGAACGUUGUCAGCAAUGCCUCAUGUACCACCAACUGUCUUGCUCCAUUGGUGAAAGUUGUCAACGAUAAUUUCGGUGUUGAGGAGGGUUUAAUGACCACUUGUCAUGCCUUCACAGCUACACAAAAGAUUGUUGAUGGCCCAAGCAUGAAGGACUGGAGAGGUGGUAGAGGAGCAGCCCAAAAUAUCAUUCCCUCUUCAACUGGUGCUGCCAAGGCUGUGGGCAAGGUCAUCCCUGAAUUAAAUGGUAAAUUAACAGGAAUGGCUUUCCGAGUUCCAGUGGCUGAUGUUUCUGUUGUUGAUUUGACUGUUCGACUUAAAAAACCAGCCAGCUAUGAUGCUAUCAAAGAAGCUAUAAAGAAGGCCAGUGAAGGUCCUAUGGCUGGUGUUCUGGGAUACACCGAAGAUGCUGUUGUCUCCGCAGACUUUAUAAGUGAUACCAGAAGCAGUAUUUUUGAUGCCAAAGCUGGUAUUGCCCUCAAUGAUAACUUUGUCAAACUCGUUUCAUGGUAUGAUAAUGAAUAUGGUUACAGUAACAGAGUUAUCGAACUUAUUCUACACAUGUCCAAACAGUAAUCUGAUUACCAACCUCUCGUUAAUAUUUAUAUCUUGUUUACUUAGUGCUGAUUUUAAACGUGUCAAAUUUGGGACAGUCUUUGGUUCCCAGCUUGUCAGGUGCCCCUUUUGGUCUUAUUACCUUAAGGUACACUCGCACCAUAGUGUUCACCAGUUUCGCAUGAUUGUGCAUAAUGAAAGUUAUUUUUCUUCACAUCUAAACGUAACUGGUAAUCGCUAUGGUGUGAGGGCCCCUUAAGUGGUUACCUGCAUCACAGGUUGGGAACCAAGUCUUUUAGUGUUCAGUGAAACUUACAAAGAUUACAAACAGCUUUAUGAACAAAAAUUGACCAAAAUCUACUACUCUUGCUCCUAUUCUUGAUAUAUUUUGGCAUAUAGCUCUCACCAUAAUGAACUUCUACGCAAAAGAGAAAUGUAGGUCAAUGACAUUAGCAUACUUGGGACGAUUUACUUUUUAGGCCUAUGGUAUACCUUUUAUAGUCAAAGCAACUUCUGCACGUUCAUGGACGAUUCCAAACAUAAACAGAGCAGUCCACUUUACUUUUGGGUAAAGUAUAUAGUAAUUGAAAUUAAGACUUAAAUUAUGCUCAUUCUACUUAAACUACCUUAAAUUAAAGUGGACUAUUCCCAUGUAUGUUUUGGACUGUUCUUGGACGUGCAGAAGUAUCCCUGACCUAAUUUUAAGGUCAAAGUUCAAGUUGUGUUUUUUUUGUGAACUAAUAAAUUCACCCAUAGGAGUGUUUCUUUUUUUGUUGUCUGUCGCUUGAGGCCCUGUUCAUACUAUUCAUCUAUUUGCUCCAGUGGUGAAUGAUAGACCCAUUAGGGUAGAAAUACUGAAUAAGUACCCCAUUAAAGGUGAAAAUAACCCCCAGUGUUUCAAAAAUACCCAAUGUUCAAACCCAUUCAUGGUGCAACUGUCCCCCAUUGUGAAGACUACCGAAUAGCCACAUUGAAUAGACAUGGGCGCUAUGUGAACAGGGCUUUAUACCGAAAUAUCCGUUCAGUAAAAAUGUAAACGUUCUGGUAAGAAUUUGUGUCGAGUAUUUAAAUUGUUUACAACAGUUGAGAAGUCACUAUAAUAAACUUGAUAUUAUAUCAUAAAAAAAAAACUUAGAGGGGGAGGGGGUGUUGAUACACAGAAAAUAGAAUUUAAUAUAGGCAUAGAGGUACGGAUCAAGAUACGAUGCGCUUCUGCAGUGCCCACAAUCUCGCAUCGAAUACCUAUAUACAACCCAACAGGUUACAGUGACCCCCUUUCAUAGGGCGGAUAUACGAGGUGCUCAUAGAAAAUCACAACUUUAUCUU